AUGCGGGUGUAUGCCAACCUGCUCCUGCUGCUCCUCAUCUCCAACUCAGACCACCCCGACCUGCCCCUCCUUCUGGUCGGCAACGGCCAGCCGCAGGGGCUGGUCUACGUGCUGUUCGACUGCCUCGUCGACUUUGGCGACCGCCGCCACCCUCACUACCCCAUCAAGAAGGUGCUGGCACAGCUUCGCUUCAGUCACACGGAUGUCUUGCUGCUGCUGUGGAAAAGCGUGUUGUAUGGCUGGGGCGGCACUGCUGCGCUCGGCCGCAGAAAGGAGGAGGAGCGACGACGCCGCGGGCUGCCCCCGCUGGGACCCCUCGACGUCAAGAGCAGCCCCGCCCACUUGCAGGCCCUCCGCCAAAACGUCUCACAGUUCCGCAAGUCCCACACCCGCUUGGCCAUGCAGGCCUCGGUCUACUCGAGCGCGGGCAUGCCUGCUGCGCUGCGGGAGGCCCAGAGACUGGUGGAGCAUGGGCUGAGCCCCUACUCUCACCCCGCCCACUUCCCCUUCGACUCCGACGACACCGCUGGAGGCCAAAGCGAAGACGGGAUGGACGACGACCAGCCGCGGGGCCAGCGCCCCACGACCAGCAGCGUGGAAGCGUUCUACCGCGCCAUGCUUCCCCGCUUCCGUAGGGUGUUCAUCCACCUCCUCAACUUCCUGCUGGCGCUCGCCCCGUCCGACAAGCGCGGGGCGCCGCCGCCCUUCAACCUCUACGCCGAAAUCGGCGACGCGGGGUCCGUCGCCCAGGCGGCCGAGCGGGCGCGUCACGAGGAGAUCGUGGUCAAGGCCAUCUCCGGCCUGCUCCUCCUUCUGCUCAAGCACACCCGCGCCAACCACCCCAUCCAGGCCGCCUACCUACAAUCCUUGCUGGUGGAGGCCAAGAUGAUGCUGCUCAUACUCAAGCUGAUCAACCAGCCCGAGUCGCCGCUGCUCACCUCGCCCACCCUGCCCGCCAUGGAGUUGUUUGUCGCGGAGAGCGAGCAGCAGGCGCUGGUGGAGGAGGACUUCGGGGACGGCGGGUUGGACGGGAACGGCGCCGCGCUGCGCUAUUCGAAACGCAAGUUCUUCGCGCUGGUCAAUUUCCUGCGCGUCCUCCAAAAGCUGGCUAAGUAUAACCACCACCGCUGCCUCCUUCUUAUCAAGUUCUCGGCUCCGGCGAUAUUGAAGCGACUUCUGAGCUUUGAGAACCCGUGGAUCCGCCUCUACGGGCUCAAGCUGAUCAAGAACCUCACCAAGUUCCUCGGCCGCAAGUGGCGCACCAGCAACAUGAAGGUCAUAUCGGAGAUCUACAUGCACGUCCGGCCGCUCUACAUGGACGACUGGCUCACGACCGCCUUCGUCGAGAACGACAGCAGCAGCGAGUUCGAGGAGGAGGAACGGCGGAUGGAGCGGAAGGUGCGCGAGUGGAACGAAGUGCACUACCGACGACCGCUCAACGGCGGGGCGACGGCAGACGGCGGAGAGGGCGAGGGCGGGCUGAUGGACGAGCAGCAUUUGGCGGCCGAGUACGCCGCGGGCUGGCUCGAGGCCUACUUCCUGCAUCACGCCCUCGUCGUGUCCAACGACCUCGCCGAAGACACCACCCCGGUGGAUCCCGCCAUACCAACAUGA
Messenger RNA from Acanthamoeba castellanii str. Neff, 1614 nucleotides. RefSeq lists its product as uncharacterized. Lineage: Eukaryota; Discosea; Longamoebia; Acanthamoebidae. The coding region runs from base 1 to 1614 and encodes 537 amino acids. Gene Ontology annotation, cellular component: cytosol. Gene Ontology annotation, biological process: cytoskeleton organization. The transcript is spliced from 12 exons. The record is from RefSeq and is a predicted model, not a curated record.